This is a messenger RNA of Lizanozyma spartinae, 1245 nucleotides long. RefSeq lists its product as uncharacterized. The transcript has a single exon. The record is from RefSeq and is a predicted model, not a curated record. Bases 1 to 1245 code for a protein of 414 amino acids. Gene Ontology annotation, molecular function: protein binding. Lineage: Eukaryota; Fungi; Ascomycota; Pichiomycetes; Serinales; Debaryomycetaceae.
AUGUCGGUACCAGCAUUGAUUGCACAUUAUCUCCGUACUCAUAAGUACUCCGACACUCUCAAAGCGUUUGAGCUGGAGUAUGGUAAACCCAUUACAUCUAGUCUCCCAAAUAAUGAGACAUUGGAAGAGAUUAUCUAUGACCGUUUUGAGUUCCUCAAGCUUGAAUCAGAACUAGCAGAAUUGAACCACAAUGAGUCGGUGUUUAGACCGUGGUCGGUUCCAUUCCCGAAUUCUCCCUGUAAACUUCCGAUAUCUGCUUUAGUAUUAGGUACUUGUGGGAUCGGGUGUAAUUUGUGGCUCACAACUACAGACAAGCGAAUUAUCCUUUACGACAUAGACCAAGAAAAGACCAUAAAAGUAUAUCAGCAACGAGAAAUCUAUAAAAUGGUUGCUGCUGGUAAACCGGGAGAAGUGAUCUUAGUUAGUAUGAGUGGAGUUAUAACAAGAUGUAACAGUGAAACAUUGGACCCUAUAGCCACCAUAAAAGCUCACGGACGAUUGAUUCACGAGUUACGAAUUCUGAGUGAUAAAGAAUAUAUUGUGACUCAAAGCUCUGUUGAAAGGUCAAUCAAAGUAUAUGCUUAUGAGACUCUCGAAUUGGUAAGUCUGUUGCAGAUUCAUCCUUCCAGUGGUGGUCAACCUAGUUGUAUUGAAAUAGUUCCUACUUCUUCUGGAACUUUAUUAGUGGUUGGACAAGAAGAGAAUACUUUAUUAAGCAUUUACAACAUUACAUCGAUGACAUUGCUCUAUAAGGUUCUGUUGAACGAUGCUGAGUUUAGUAGCACACUUUUCACUCCUCGCAUAAUUCGGUAUAAAUUAAUUGCCAGUAAGCACUAUCUUGCAGUGGGAACAUCUCAUGAACCAUUUAUGCGCUUGAUUGUGGUUGAGAUUCCAGAUAUUACACCACCUAAACCUGUCCUCACAGCGGAACACGAAACUUUGCCUCCUGCUUUGAAACCUUGCACCAUUCUUCGUAAUGCUAUAGCUUCUAACAUCAACACUCUUUCGCCGCAAGAUAAGUUUCUGCAACCUCAAUUAUUUUGGCGCAAGCAUGGCAUGGGUAUACUAAUUCCUGGUGAUGAUGGUUGUAUACGAGGUAUCGAUUUACAGCGGCAAGAAGUGGUAGUCACAGUUAAGGUUAAUGAUGGGGCUUUUAAAUCACUGGCUCUUAUGAAUUUAAAUUCUGAAGCAUUGGUCACAUGUGGGAUCGAUAAGCAGGUUUAUCUUUUAAUAGAGAAAUAUUAA